Molecule: messenger RNA, 4347 nt
Organism: Nematolebias whitei (Rio pearlfish)
Lineage: Eukaryota; Metazoa; Chordata; Actinopteri; Cyprinodontiformes; Rivulidae
Gene: nup160
Product: nucleoporin 160
Exons: 32
Coding region: 89-4303 (1404 amino acids)
Cellular component (GO): nuclear pore
Molecular function (GO): structural constituent of nuclear pore
Source: RefSeq, a predicted model, not a curated record
CGUAAAAAGCGGAAGUCCGGCUGGGCUGCGCAGUGCAGUAGGUUUGAAAGCGCAGCGCGCGCAGCUUCGCGGUGGAUCUGAGGAGAAGAUGGCGGCGGUGUUGGAGCGGAGCUUCGUGGAGUUCUGCGGGUUCGAGCGGGAAGCGGAGCGGCGGUUCCGAGAGAUCACUGUAAACCCAGGUGUCAGUGCUCCUCCAGGUGGGCUGAAGUACGCGGACAGCGCUGGAGCAUUUCACUAUGAGGAGAGCGGCAAGUUGCUGUCUGUUACCAGCAACCGGUUCAUCCACUGGUCGACAUCAGGUGACUCUGUGCAGCUGGUGGAGCAGUCUCUGGAUACCAACCUCCUGAACAACUCCGUCAGGCUAAAGUUCAGCCGCUGCAGUGCUCUGCCGGGAGGAGUCAGCAUCCAGGAGACCCUGAACAAUGUCAUCAUCCUCAUCUGCACCGAUCAGAGCGUCCACAGGCUGGUGCUGCCACACCCGGCGCGCAUGUACCGCAGCGAGCUGGUGACAGAACGCCACAUGCAGUCCAUCUUCACCGACGUGAUGAAGCUGGAUCUGCAGGACCCGGCUCACCACUCCGUCAUCCCUGGCUGGGCUGGGCACACAGCCAGUCCCGGCGCCUCGGCGGCCUGGAUCAGUUUCCAUGGCGACGCCCACUUCGCUCUGGCUUCUCCUGCAGGGGGCAUCACCGUGGUGACGCUGCCGCCUCAUGACGCUCGGGGUGACCUGGCUGUGCGCGCGCACGUUGAAGCUGUGGGCGUGUCUGUGGUGGAGCUGAAGAGGAGCUCUGUGAUUAGCAGGCUCUCCGGCUGGAUGCCCACAGCCAUCCGAGGUGAGCAGAGCUCGGCGGACCUGGUUCUGAGUCUGGCGGUCCGAGAGCUGGAAGAAGACUCCUUCGUCUUCGCUCUGGGUCAGGACCACAAGCUGCGCAUGUGGUCGCUCACGGAUCAGACAUGUCUCCUGGAGGCAGACAUGUUGAAGUACAUGCCUGUGUGUAAAGGCGUGAGGCGUCUGUCGGGUCAGGGUCACCGCCUUAAACUGGCCUUCUCGUCCAGAACCGGGCUCUGCCUGUGCGUUUACCUGGCGGUCCCUCAGAGGGGACAGUUCAUCGUUCUGCAGCUGGUCGGAACCGACAACAACCACUACAGCCUCGAGCACAUCUCCUCGCUAUUCAGCACACACGAGACUCUGGUGGACUUCACUCUGACCCCGUCCGAUGUCUGGGCCCUGUGGGUGGAUGAGUCCAACAACACCCUGGUCAAAUACAUCAACUUUGAACUCAACACGACGGGCCAGUGGAACCAGGUGUUUGUUCAGCCUCCACCAGAAGAAGAAGUCCCUGUAGGAGUGGACCUGGACCCUCGGGAGACCUACCUGGAGGUUCUGUUCUCUCCUCUGAGGUUCACAGUUUCAGCCAUCGUUAAAGCUCUGCAGAUCUUUCGUCGUGGCUCUGAGAAGGUCUCAGAUCUGUCCUGGGAGAACCUGAAGAAGGAGGUGACUGUGGCUGUGGAGAGUGAGCUGCAGAGCAGCGUCACAGAGUUCGAGUUUUCUCAGGAGGAGUACCGUCAGCUGCAGGUGGAGUUCUGGUCCCGGUUCUAUUCCUGCUGUCUGCAGUACCAGGAGGUGGAGUCGUCUCCUCUCGGUUUGACCGUCAGUCACUACACCGGCAUGGUCUGUCUGCUCCGCAAGGGUUUCGUCUCGUUCCUGCUGCCGUGUUUCGCCGUAGAUCAUCUGUACCUGUCAAGUGACGAGUACCUGUUCUUUGAGGAGGAUAUGCCUGUUGCCGAUGACCCAGACGUGGCCAGAGACGUCCUGCAGCUCGUUCGGAGCCUGCGCCUCAUCAGCGACACCAUUUCUGUGGAGAUGGCGUACGAGAUGGAGAAAGCUCUGGAAUAUCUUCAACCUCCUGGGAGAGCCGCUGAGCUCGUCCUGGAGAACAUGCUGUGCAAUAACGAUAACGUGAUUGUGGACAUCCAGAACAAACUGCAGGGCGUCCGAAACCCAACUGCAGCCAUAAUGGUUCUGCUGAGGGAGAUGGACCUGGAGACUGAUUCUGACCUCGGUGGAGAUGGGCCUGUGGCUGCAGACCUGUCCGUGAGGAUGAGUCUGUCCCAGCUGUACAGCAGCAACUGUGCUGUCUCUGUCGUCUGUCAGGCCGUCUGCCACAUGGCCAUGACCCGAGCCCGGUUCUGCAGAGACCUGCUCAUACUGCAGAAACUCUACCUGCACUUUGGAAACAACGUGUUUCUGGGUGGGGGGGCCCAGCUGCUGCAGGUGAGGCAGGACCUGAUCCCUCGGACCUCCCACCUCCUCUCCUCCUAUCACCUCCUCAGACAAGUCAGUCAGAGCCUCGCCUCCUCUGUCCCCAUGGACACCAUUGACGUGAACCUGCAGCACCUCACGGCGCUGGAGCUGUCGGACACGCCGAGCAUCACUUCAGGUAGAUCAGCCCUGAACCCUCAGACGCUGGUGGAGCUCUUCUAUCAGACUGUUGGCCGGAGGAUUAUCAUCUCCCAGAUGUUCUCUCAGCAGCAGUACGACUCUCUGCUCCUUUGGACUCAGUUAAUCUCCACCGUGGUCCAGCUGCUUGCUCAGCUGCUCUGGCCCAGUAACCCUGGUUUCCAGUUCCCAGAGUGUCUGAUGGCCAACUGUCAGUUCAACCAGCUGCAAGAGUACGUGCGUCUGACUGACCCAUGGUGUCAGGUGAACAUUGGCUCGUGUCGCUUCAUGUUGGCUCAGUGUUACCUGGCCAACGGUGAGAGUCAGAAGGCUCUGCAGUGUUUCCAGCAGGCGGCGUCGGAGGUUGAAAGGGAGGAGUUUUUGAUGAAGUUGACAGCCGGCGAGGAUGAGGAGGCAGCUCCCAGCCCCAGAUUACAGUAUUACAACAAGGUGUUGCGGUUGCUGGAGGAUGUCGGUCUACCUGAACUCGUUAUCCAGCUUGCCUCUCUGGCCAUCACUGAGACAGUUGGCGACGCCCACAGUCAGGCGGCUCUUUGGACCCGGAUCUUUAAACAUCAUCUGGACCUGGGACACAACAGCGAGGCCUAUGAAGCUCUGACCCAGAACCCUGACAGCAGCAUGCAGCUGGAUUGUCUCCGUCAGCUGGUCGUGGUUCUGUGUGAACGCUCUCAGCUGCAGGAUUUAGUCCAGUUUCCCUACGUGAACCUGCACGAUGAGGUGGUCAGCAUCAUCGAGUCUCGCGCUCGCGGUCUGGACCUCCUGACGCACAACUAUUAUGAGCUGCUGUACGCCUUCCACAUCUCCCGGCACAACUACCGGAAAGCGGGGACCAUCAUGUUCGAGUUCGGGAUGCGCCUCGGUCGGGAGGUUCGGACUCUGCUCGGCCUCCAAAAGCAGGUGAACUGUUACCUGGCUGCCCUCAACUGUCUGCGCCUCAUCAGACCCGAGUACGCCUGGAUCGUCCAGCCGGUAGCUGGGAGCACGUACGAGCGUCCGGGAGCGUCGCCGAAGAGAAACGCUGACGGAGAGUUUCCUCCUGAACCAGCUGCAGGUAGACGUCAGGUGGACAUCCUGGAACUGACCGACCUGGAGGAGGAGUACUUCCUGUCCCAAGCCCGCCUCACACUCGCUCGGCACCACCUGCCGUCUGCAGCCAUUGCAGGCAGCGCGUCAGCACCAGAACUUGUUCUGCUUCUGGCCCAAACGGGACUCUUUGACACGGCGCUGUCCCUGAGUCGAACCUUCAAACUGGAUCUGAGUCCAAUCUUCGAAGCUUUGACCUUCAAAUGCAUCCAGCUGCAGUUUGGGGGGGAGGAGUCUCAGAACGAAGCUUGGAGCUGGUUGGCUGCUAACCAGUUGGCAGUCAUAAACACCAAAGAGACCAGUGCCACUGAUGAGGCGUGGCGCCUGCUGGCCUCUUACCUGGACAGUUAUCCUUCCACCAACGGGCAGCAUCAUCGCCACGUCAUCCACAAGCUGCUGUCACACGGAGUCCCACUGCCUGAUUGGCUGGUUCAGUCCUACAAGCGUCUGGAUGCUCCGUCUUUGCUGCGCCUCCUCCUGAACUUUGACCUCCUGGAGGUGGCGGCCGAGUUCGUGUUGGAGUACGUGGAUGCAGUCCUCGGGCGAGGACACCAAUACUUUGGAAUUGAGAAGCCGCUGUCGACCACGUCUCCGCCCACCUGGCUGCCGUACACCGCCAUCGAUCAGCUCCUGCACGCUCUGAGCAAGACGCAAACACACAGCGGCCUUCACACCAAGCUUCAGGACAAACUAGACGAGUAUCACAGCGUCGUGCGUCAGAUGACCGAACGGCGGCUCACUCAGACGAGUCGCUGCUGAGAUCAGCUGAUCAAUAACCUGAUUUAUUACUUCCUGUUUUUCCA